Messenger RNA from Anolis sagrei ordinatus, 3545 nucleotides. RefSeq names its product UDP-glucose 6-dehydrogenase (gene UGDH). NCBI's taxonomy places the organism in Eukaryota, Metazoa, Chordata, Lepidosauria, Squamata, Anolidae. Gene Ontology annotation, cellular component: nucleus. Gene Ontology annotation, molecular function: NAD binding; UDP-glucose 6-dehydrogenase activity. Gene Ontology annotation, biological process: glycosaminoglycan biosynthetic process. The record is from RefSeq and is a predicted model, not a curated record.
CGAAAAUGGCGGAAGGGGCGGAGGAGGCCUUGGUGUCAGGAGCCUCGGCUCGGAGGAGGCGUGUCUACCGCUUCCCAUCCGCGCCCGGAGGCCCUGCAACUCCCUUCUUGCCUCCUCAGCGCCGGAAACCCGCCAUAAGCAGGCCUUGUGGCCUGAGGCGUUGAGGAAGGGGAGGAGCGGGAGAGGAGAGGCCUGCACACUCCCUCCUCUUUCGGUCCCGCCUCCUGAGGGCCUUGAAAUAGACCCGGCCAGGACGGCUCAGAGCCACGCGCCCGCUUGGUUGCUUUUCCGCCUCUUCCAAGAAGACAUUGGGACCACGAACUGCCAUGUUUGAAAUCAAGAAGAUCUGCUGCAUUGGGGCUGGUUAUGUAGGUGGGCCAACAUGUAGUGUCAUUGCUCAUAUGUGCCCAGGCAUUAAGGUCACAGUAGUUGAUGUCAACGAAUCUAGGAUCAACGCCUGGAAUUCUGACACACUUCCAAUUUAUGAGCCAGGACUGAAAGAAGUGGUUGAAUCCUGCCGAGGCCAGAAUCUCUUUUUUUCUACCAACAUAGAUGAUGCCAUUAAAGAUGCGGAUCUUGUAUUUAUUUCUGUUAAUACACCAACAAAGACCUAUGGAAUGGGAAAGGGCCGUGCCGCAGACCUGAAAUAUAUUGAGGCUUGCGCAAGGCGGAUUGUUCAAAAUUCAAACGGUUAUAAAAUUGUGACUGAGAAAAGUACUGUCCCCGUCCGUGCUGCUGAGAGCAUUCGCCGCAUCUUUGAUGCCAAUACAAAACCCAACUUAAAUUUGCAGGUUUUGUCCAAUCCGGAAUUCUUAGCAGAAGGUACAGCGAUCAAAGAUCUAAAAAACCCAGACCGAGUAUUGAUUGGUGGCGAUGAGACUCCUGAGGGCCAAAAAGCUGUCCGUGCCCUGUGUGCUGUUUAUGAGCAGUGGGUGCCCAAAGAGAAAAUCCUUACCACAAAUACCUGGUCAUCCGAACUUUCCAAAUUGGCAGCUAAUGCUUUUCUGGCUCAAAGGAUUAGCAGCAUCAACUCCAUAAGUGCCCUUUGUGAAGCAACAGGUGCUGAUGUUGAAGAGGUUGCAAGAGCCAUUGGAAUGGACCAAAGAAUUGGAAAUAAAUUUCUGAAAGCCAGUGUCGGAUUUGGUGGCAGCUGUUUCCAAAAAGAUGUUCUGAAUCUGGUUUAUCUUUGUGAGGCUUUGAAUUUGCCAGAAGUAGCUCGUUAUUGGCAACAGGUGAUAGAUAUGAACGACUACCAGAGAAGAAGAUUUGCAUCUCGCAUAAUUGACAGCUUAUUUAAUACUGUCACAGACAAGAAGAUUGCUAUUUUGGGAUUUGCGUUCAAAAAAGACACAGGAGACACAAGAGAGUCUUCUAGCAUUUAUAUCAGCAAGUAUUUAAUGGACGAAGGUGCGAAGCUUCAUAUCUACGACCCUAAAGUGGUACGGGAACAAAUCAUUCUAGAUCUUUCUCAUCCGGGCGUAUGUGAGGAUGAUCAAGUGUCUCGAUUGGUUACCAUAAGUACAGACCCCUAUGAAGCCUGUGAUGGAGCCCAUGCCCUUGUUAUCUGCACAGAGUGGGACAUGUUUAAGGAGCUGGAUUAUGAGCGCAUUCAUAAAAAAAUGCUGAAACCAGCAUUCAUCUUCGAUGGAAGGCGAGUCCUCGAUGGUCUCCAUAACGAGCUGCAAGUCAUUGGCUUCCAGAUUGAAACAAUUGGGAAGAAGGUAUCUGCAAGAAGAAUUCCAUUUGCAUCUUCGUCUGAUAUACCAAAGUUCAGCCUGCAAGAUCCCCCGCUCAAGAAGCCAAGAGUAUAAGUUUUAUUUAGUGUAAGGAUUGCAACAGAUAUCGCCACAUGAACUAUAAACCAGCAUGAUUCGGAAGGGGAACAUAAGCACAUCUGAGCAAAAUUAAGCAUGGAAGUACUUUUUAAAUCAAUGGAAGAAUGAGAUGUGUGCUUAAGUGUCCCAUAUUGAAAUCAAUAUAACUAAGCCGUGCUUAACUCUGGCUGUGUUGUGCUCAGCAUUUCCUAAUAAUGUAGAGAACUUUACGUGAGUAGUAUAUGAUUGUAUCUGGGACAUUUCAAUCCAGAAUUUUAUAAUCUCUAUUUUUAUAUACCGUAAUUGAAGUGAAAAUGGUACAGUUGAUUUGAGUUUCAUAAUGAUUUUUAUAUUAAAAAAACCCAUCAGCUUCAAAUUUCAAGCUUCUCCUAUGAGAAGUUGACAAACUGCACUUUAGCAUUUUUAUGACACAUUUUCAUAUCGGGAAAAAAACCCCACAGGAUUUCCCCGUUCUUUUUAAUGUUCUUGUAUGUUGGAACUUUUAUUUUGCCUCUCAUUGGGGCGAGGGCAAGUUAAUGAAGGACCAUUUAUUCUAUUAGUAAGUGAAUGCCAGAGGCUAAUGUUAUGUUUAUAGUUACUAGGGUGAAAAACCACCUGUAACGCCACUCACGUUGGAAGGCAGCUUAAAGCAAGCUAGCACCCAUUUCUUGAACUAAUGCCUUUUCGUGGCUUUUGAAGGCAUAGGCUACAUUGUAGUUUAAAGAGGAUUAAUGUUAUGUUUUUGCAAAAGAACGAGAUAAACGAGUAGGUUCUUUGGCAGCCAGGAAUCAGACACUUCCUAAAGAAUUGCCUUCCUAAAGAAAUUGAAAAGCAAGUGGGUAAAAAUGUCAGAUUCUUUCAAAUCAUCAGGUGGAAAGUAUAGUUGAUAUUUUGGCCUUUAAACUACGGAUGUCAGGGAGAAUGGUCUUGUCCCCAAAGUUAAAUGACUACAUUUUGCUAGGAUGAGAAUCUGGUCUUCUGGCUCGAACCAGCCUUUCUCCACACCCUAGUGUACGGAUUUGUUCCUGAUCACUAUUUUAACAUAUUAACAGUUUGCUUUGAGAAUACAUCCCAAUGUAUUCAGUAGGACUUACUGCUAUGAAAAUAGAUGGAGAACAUAAAUUAAUUAAAUCAUUUUCUUUAUUUCUGUAGUGACUCUGAAACAUUAGCCUGACCUACCGAUUACACUUUUCCUCAUUUUGCUAACUUUCUUAAAAUAUGCACAAUAUGUCUUCUUUUUUAAACGUGUUUCAUAAGCGCCAUUACUUUUAAACAGAGAGCUGCCAAAGUUUUUCCUCCUCUGUGACCAGGGUACUGGGCCAGAAACUGGCAUUCUCAUAAGUGCAAUGUGAAUAGGUAACUAAUCCCCACUGCAUUGACAUUGCUGCCUAAAGCUUAUGGGAGUUGCCGCCCAUCAGCUCUAAUGCUACACAUUCCCCCCAAAGCAAGAUAGAUAUUUAACUUUUUUUUUUCUGAAUGAAGCAAUGCCAUAUUUUGGACCACCCCACAGUCGUUUGUUCACUGCUAUAUUGAAGCUCUGAGUUGAUGUUCGAUGUUAAUAGAAGCAACUGUUCUGCAUCUUUUGCAGAACAAAACUUUGUCGUAUGAAUCAAGUUGCUACCUCACUAUGAUUACAGAAUUUGUAUUUUAAGAUCAUUGGUAUUCAGCAUCUGUGUUUAGCAUUAUUUUUCCAUGUACUAAUAUGUUCAAUUAAAAUCUUUUUGCAGAUAA